Molecule: messenger RNA, 5110 nt
Organism: Mastomys coucha (southern multimammate mouse)
Lineage: Eukaryota; Metazoa; Chordata; Mammalia; Rodentia; Muridae
Product: protocadherin beta-14-like
Exons: 1
Coding region: 1852-4251 (799 amino acids)
Biological process (GO): homophilic cell-cell adhesion
Cellular component (GO): plasma membrane
Molecular function (GO): calcium ion binding
Source: RefSeq, a predicted model, not a curated record
CUAUCAGGGUUGUCCACAAAUACUGCCUUAAAUAUAAUAGACAAUGUUAACAUUUACUUUUUUCUUGACUUUGAGGUAUUUGCUGCUGUUUUUCUUGUUUUGGUUUGGGGUAUUUUCUUUUUUUUUUGAAAUUCUGCUUUUCUUUCAAAGAAUGAUUUUGAACUCGGAGUCUUCUUUGUUAUAGGAAAAAUACUCAUUUUUCUUUUUUCUUUUUUCUUUUAAAUAAGUGAAUAUUGGUUCUACCAUCCUGUGUACUAGGAAAUUCACAGACACUAAAUUUUUUAAAGAUAAGAGUAGUACUUGUCUAUGAACUACACACACCUAUUCAUAUAUUUUAAAUUAUUCCUGGAUUAUGUAUAAUGCCCAAUACCUAGUAACAAGCGAAAGUGGUAUGUAGUCAAUAUAAAUGAAAUUUGGUGCCUAUGUUGUGAUUGUUAUAUUUAAUUUUAUUUUGAAGAUUAAGGAUUGAACCAGGACUUCAAUGAGCAUAUCACACACUCACAUCACUACUGAGGAACUGCAACAUAAUUUAAUUAUUUUCUCUUAACAGACAUUUAGUUAAUUUUCUUCUGGUUACUUUGCAAAUUCCAGCUUAUUAAUUUCUAUGACAAAUCCCUUGGAGGCAACACUAUAGAUAAGGAGACAAAGGUAUAUAAUUUGUCCAGGUGUAUAGAGAGUGAAUGACAGAACCAUGAUUCAGUGUUCCUAAAUAUUAUCCAUCUCCUAGGUUGCAGUUAUAUGUCUCUUCAAGAUGUUUCUGCUAUUCUUUGCCUCUGAAGUAUUGUAUCUUUAAUUACUAGCUUAUCAAUUUUUAUUCCCUGCAAGCUCCAUAAAAAGAUCACCUUGCUGUGUCAUAUCCUCCCAUAUGCACAUGAGUACAUGUUUGUAUGUGUAUGUGUAUAUAUGUCUUCAGACACUGUCUCCAUACAUAGCUCUCACUGACAUGGAGCUCACAAUGUAGACCAUGUUUACCUUAAGCUCUUAUAGAUCCCUCUACUUCUGCCUCUCAAGUGUUGGCAUUGAAAGUGUGCGCCACCAUACAUUACUGUGUUUUUAAUAUAAAGCAAAGAAUCUAAUAUUACAUUGUCUUAAGUUCACUACUCACAAAAAAGUAGUAUGUCUUGUAUUUUUCCUGAGUCACAUGUGUGUGUAUAUGUAUAAGUGUAAAAUGUAGUAGUGUUAUAAUGAAAUAAUGAACUCACCCUAAUAAAUAUUUACCAGAGUGAAGGUAAAUAAUUGUAACUACUAAAGAAAUGUCUUGAAAUAAACAUUUUCACUUAUUUUGGGGCACUUUAUUGUAUCUUUUCAAGCUGAACAUUCAAAGCACUAAUAUUUUCAUACAGAGUAUUGUCUGUGUUUGGAUUCUAAUCCAAACAAACCAACAACAUGAGACAUUUUGUAGAAAACCGGGAAAGCUCAAACAGACUGAGUUAUAAGCUAUAUCCAAGAAGUAUUUCUACAUGUCUUUGUGGUAAUGAUUUGUAAUUAUAUUUUAAAGGCUUUCCUGAUUGUAAAUAAUAGAUCAAUACUUACAGAUAAAUACAAUCUAUGUGAAAUUUUGCUUUCGAAUACUCUAGAUAGACAUAAACUUUUAGGAGAAAAAUAUUAAAUGAAAAAAUUCACAGAGACACAUGGUGGCGCUAUAGGAUAAGAUUAAACACUGCAUAGCCAGCCCUGUGGGCUCCACUAUCCAAAGGACCAGAGAACAGCCGAUUCAAUGAGAAGGGAGGUAUUACCGGAGCUUCACCGACAGAGCUGCCAAGGGAUUUUCAAUAGAAAUAUCAGACCUUUAUCUCUCAAAUUUGGGACUGAAUUUAAAUUUUGGAGUAAAAGAAUUCACCUGAAGGCACCAUGGGAACCAGAAGGGCUCUCAUCCUGCAGAAAAGGCAAGUCUUGGUUUUCUUUGUUUUGCUGGGAUUGUCUCAGGCGAGUACUGAAUCUUUGAGCUAUUCUGUAGCGGAGGAAACAGAAAUUGGCUCUUUUGUGGCUAAUCUGGCAAGGGAUUUAGGGCUGGGGGUUGCGGAGCUGUCCUCUAGGGAGGCCAGGGUAGUGUCAGACGAUAAUAAGAAGCACUUACUCCUUAAUAUGCUGACCGGAGAUAUACUCCUAAAUGAGCGACUGGACCGUGAGGAGCUGUGUGGCUCCACCCAACCCUGUGUGCUACCCUUUCAGGUGGUACUGGAAAACCCCUUACAGUUCUAUCGAGCUGAGCUGCACGUCAGAGAUAUAAAUGAUCACUCCCCUACAUUCCUAGACAAGGAAAUAACUAUUAAAAUACCAGAAAGUGCUACUAUCGGAGCCACAUUCUUAAUUGAGAAUGUGCAGGAUCUGGACAUAGGAAGCAACAGUCUCCAGGACUACCGCGUUAGCCCCAAUUCUCAUUUCUAUGUUAAAGUUCAUGACAGUGGUGAUGGAAAGAUAUAUCCGGAGCUGGUUCUGGACAAAGCUUUAGAUCAUGAGGAGGAAUCUGAGCUUAGAUUGACACUUACAGCAUUGGAUGGUGGGUCUCCACCCAGGUCUGGGACAACAUUGGUUCUCAUAAAAGUCUUGGACAUUAACGAUAACGCUCCUGAGUUUGCUCAGAGUUUCUAUGAGGUGCAGGUCCCAGAGGACACAUCUAUUGGCUCCAGUAUUAUUGCCAUCUCUGCUAAAGAUUUAGAUGUGGGGAUUUAUGGGAAAAUAUCAUAUUCGUUUUUGCAUGCAACAGAAGAUAUUAGAAAAACCUUUGAAAUCAACCCAACAUCUGGGGAAGUCAAUGUGAGAUCACUAAUGGAUUUCGAAGGAAUACAGUCCUAUUCUGUAAAUAUCCAAGCAACAGAUGGUGGAGGUCUUUCAGCAAAAUGCACUCUUUCAGUUAAAGUACUAGAUAUAAAUGACAAUGCACCAGAAGUGAUCAUAUCAUCAAUUUCGAAGACAAUUCCAGAGAAUGCUUCAGAGACCCUGGUCGCUCUGUUCAGUGUCCGAGAUCAAGACUCUGGAGACAAUGGAAGGAUCGUUUGCUCUAUUCAAGAUGACCUUCCAUUUACUCUGAAACCCACCUUCAAGAACUUUUUCACUCUACUUUCUGAAAAAGCACUGGACAGAGAAAGCAGAGCUGAAUACAACAUCACCAUCACUGUCUCCGACCUGGGCACACCCAGGCUCACAACCCAGCACACCAUUACAGUGCAGGUGUCCGACAUCAACGACAACGCCCCCACCUUCAGCCAAACCUCCUACACCAUGUUUGUCCACGAGAACAACAGUCCCGCCCUGCACAUUGGCACCAUCAGUGCCACAGACUUAGACUCAGGCUCCAAUGCCCACAUCACCUACUCGCUGCUGUCGGCUCAGGACUCACAGCUGUCCCUCACCUCGCUCAUCUCCAUCAAUGCUGACAAUGGGCAGCUGUUUGUGCUCAGGGCACUGGACUAUGAGGCCCUGCAGACCUUCGAGUUCCACGUGGGUGCCACAGACCGAGGCUCGCCCGCACUCAGCAGCCAGGCUCUGGUGCGAGUGGUGGUGCUAGACGACAAUGACAAUGCACCCUUCGUGCUCUACCCAAUGCAGAACGCUUCUGCACCCUGCACUGAGCUGCUGCCCAGGGCUGCGGAGCCCGGAUACCUGAUCACCAAGGUUGUGGCAGUUGACCGCGACUCUGGACAGAAUGCCUGGCUGUCUUUUCAGCUACUCAAGGCUACAGAGCCUGGGUUGUUCAGCGUGUGGGCGCACAAUGGCGAGGUGCGCAUCACCAGGCUGCUGAGCGAGCGCGAUGCACCCAAGCACAAACUGGUGCUGUUGGUCAAGGACAAUGGCGAUCCUCCGCGCUCUGCCAGUGUCACACUGCACGUGCUCGUGGUAGAUGGCUUCUCUCAGCCUUACCUGCCUCUGCCAGAGGUGGCGCGCAAUCCCGCACAUGAAGAGGAUGCUCUAACACUGUACCUGGUCAUUGCUUUGGCUUCUGUGUCUUCUCUCUUCCUCUUGUCUGUGCUGCUGUUUGUGGGGGUGAGGCUGUGCAGGAGGGCCAGGGCGUCCUCUCUGGGUGGCUGCUCUGUGCCUGAGGGACACUUUCCUGGCCAUCUGGUGGAUGUUGCUGGCACUGGAACCCUGUCCCAGAACUUCCAGUAUGAGGUGUGUUUCACAGGAGGUACUGGAACAAAUGAGUUCAAAUUCCUGAAGCCGGUCAUGCCCAGUCUUCAGCUCCAUGACCCUGACUCUAAUAUGCUGGAAAAGGAGAGCUUUCGGAAUAGCCUUGGUUUUAAUAUUCAAUAAAAUUUUCCUUUAAACUCUUAAUAUUUUCUUUAAAUUGACAAACUGCAAAUGCUUGUUUUUCUUAAUCUGUAUUGGAUUUGAGGUUUUACUGAUGUUGCAUGCAUUUUCAUUCCACAUGUUUUUCUAACAAUUACUUUGAAAAUCUUUACUGGAAUUAUAGUGAUGCAAAGAAACAAUCUGCACGUUCUGUUUUUGUUUUUUUUUUAUUUUGUCGAAGUGUUAUGUUAAUGGUUCUGCUGUUUCUUAUAUAAGACACAGCAAUGGAAAUGCUGAUUUAAAUAUUUAGAGUCAAUGUAUUGAGCUGGUGACUAAAAUAAUACUGGGUGGAGUCCAUAAGCAGACAGCCCCAGGUGGAUCUACUGCAAAAGACAUGGAGGGAGAAAAGAAAGGAACUCAAAAGGAGCAAAUGUUACCAUAUUUGGGAGUUUCCCCAAUAUGCUAAAUAUGCUAUUAAAACCCAACAGAGAAUCUAAACGUUGUUGUACCUGGGUAGAAACUGUAUUGGAUCAUUUGUAGUAUUCUCUGUUAGAUUAUUUCAUCAGAAAAAAAACUAGUCUUUAAAUGCUGCCCCUCCAAAUCCAGCAGUAGAGGCCUUUGUUUUAUAGUGUUUUCAAGAAUUGCUUUCUUAGUGAUUUCUCCUCUGAUUUCUAAUGAUGCUUUCUAAUGAUCAAAAUAUUCUAGGUCUUGAUAUUGCUGCUUUGUUGCUUUUAAAUACAUGUUUUCUCGGUUAAAAUUUGUGUUACUCUAUAGCACUUAUUGCUAAAGCAGUUCAUAGUCUUGUCUUAAGUAAAAUAUUCUUAUGCCAGAUAAGAACAGGAUAAAAUCUUCCUAGGAAUUAAAAUAAGAUUUUUAAAUUUAA